Molecule: messenger RNA, 5584 nt
Organism: Oryzias melastigma (Indian medaka)
Lineage: Eukaryota; Metazoa; Chordata; Actinopteri; Beloniformes; Adrianichthyidae
Gene: veph1
Product: ventricular zone expressed PH domain-containing 1
Exons: 11
Coding region: 390-2321 (643 amino acids)
Biological process (GO): regulation of signal transduction
Cellular component (GO): plasma membrane
Molecular function (GO): phosphatidylinositol-5-phosphate binding
Source: RefSeq, a predicted model, not a curated record
GGUUGUUGGAUCAUUCUUGUGUUGGGUGGAUUCAUGCUCAAUCAACACUGGCUGGUUUAUAGCUUCAUUUUCAACAACAAAAAGCAGGAAAAACAAAGUACUUUUCAUACAUUUGGAAGGAAGAUUUAAGCUGAUUUACAGAGAUCUGAAAGAGACAACCUGCUCCUGGAUUAUAAUUAACUUUAUUGAGAAAGGGACAAUUCACAUUAAUGAACAUUAAAACAAAUGUAAAUAAUAUGUAGCAGAGAAAAUAACCUUUUCUUUCAAAAUUAAAAAAUAAAAUGAACCGAUAAUUUUUCUUUUUUAGUUUUGUUUGAAAGAAAGCUUAAAAUACCAAAAAGUACACUAAAGUAUGAAUUUUUGCAUUUCUCUUUCUAACAGGAAACUACAUGCUGCUGCGAGUGCUGCCUUCAGUCUACCCCAAAAAACCAGAAACCAUCCACCGUUACCUAGGCGACCUGACAGCAGUCAUGCCACAGCUGGAGCCCCCAGAACAACAGCACCUCAUUCGACUCAUUCAGAUGGUAGCAGAGCAGCAUCCCAUCAUGUUGAGCACGCACGUGCCUGCGCUGGUUAAUUAUCUGACCGUUCCCUGUCUGGGCGAGACUCUGCUGGGGGCUCUGGUGGAGGUGUCCCAGGCCUGCCCCUCCUCGCUGGUCAGCUUCCUUCCAGCUCUGAGAACGCUGGGACAGCGGUCCCCCGCUUACCUCGCUUAUGUCGCCAAAAUCCACGGCGCGGUGGGAAUCAUCAGUGAGAGUCAUGCUCACGGCUCACUGGUGUACCUGGUGUGUCUUCUGGGGAGCACGGAGCACAGCUUCCACCACACCCUGCUGCUGGAGAUCAGAGCGCUGACCGACCGAUACCCGUCUCUGCUGGGGGGCUGCGGGAAGGACAUCUACAGAAUGAGCAACUCCUUCACUGCUAUAGCCAGACAGCUGGGACGACGGCUGGAGGACAGGACAGCGGCUGACUGCAGGCUGGAGGAGGCAUGUCUGUCUUCUUCUGCAUCUCUUUGUGCUGCUGGAGGAGCAGGAGGAGGGAAUCCAGAACAGAGGUUACAGGUGGAGAUCCAAAACGAUGAAGACAACUUGGCAGAGAUGGAGAAGGAGGUGUUGGAGGACUCCCCUGCUCCUCAGCGGCGCUACAGCCUGAGCCAAGCUGUCACGGAGGAGAGAAGAGAGAUGAGGUUUAACAGAUCCAAGAGCCUGGCUCUUCAGGAAGUGUGUUCACGAUCCAUAAACUCAGACACUGGGGAGGACGGUGAAGAGCUCGAGCUCAACACAGAAACAUCUAACGCUUUGCCCUGUCGACCCUCUGAAAACCAGGAAGUAUCUCCUACCGGGAGGAAACUGACAGGUGACGGCCCCCCACCUGUUGCUGCUGCUGCACGGCCCGUCAAAGAAGCCGAGAACUGUCAAAACGGAGAGGUAGAUGCAGAGCAGGUGGAAACGGAUAAACUCUUCAUCCAUUUAAGAGACAAUUUGGAGACAAUCAGAGAGUUCUGCAAAGACAUGGUGCAGCAGAUCCCCACGCCUGACCAGUGUGUGAUUGAAGAUUCCAGUCGAGGCUGCAUGGCAAAGCUAUCCUUCUCCUGCCCCCUGAAGGGCCACUACUGCCUCUACGCCAAAUCCAGCUUCAACCUGACCAGCCGACAGCCCCACCUGUGGAUCCACAUCAUGCUGCUGCAUCUGCAGAGUAAGUCCAGCGUCCCUCUGCGCACUAGAGACGAAUCCAUUCAACAACUGGCCGCUCUGUGGGAGAAGACGCAGCUUAAGGGGUCCCACAGCUUCUCCAUGGCCAUGACCCAGCACAGCGCCCCUCACAGGAAGGAGCUGGAGAACCUUCAGAUCCAGCUGGAGGAGGUGCGAUUCUUUGACCUGUUUGGUUACAGCGAUGACCAGAGGAGCUGGCUCUGCUUCAUGUGCAACAACCCUGAGAAGGCCACAGUUGUGAACCAGGAAGGACAGCCUCUCAUUGAGGGGAAGCUGAAGGAGAAGCAGGUCCGCUGGAAGUUCAUCAAGCGCUGGAAAACCCGCUACUUCACCCUGGCGGGAAAUCAGCUGCUUUUUCGUCGGGGCAAAUCGAAGGACGAGCUGGAGGACUUUCCUAUCGAGCUGAGCAAAGUGCAGAGUGUCAAGGUGGUCGCAAAGAAGCGCAGGGAUCGGGGUUUGCCGCGGGCCUUUGAGAUCUUCACCGACAGCAAGACGUACGUGCUGAAGGCGCAGGACGAGAAGCACACGGAGGAGUGGCUGCAGUGCAUCAAUGUGGCCGUGGCUCAGGCCAAAGAGAGGGAGAACAGAGAGGCUACCACCUACCUGUGAGAGCCACGCCCACACAGGUAACUCCUCCUCUUUGAGGGGCAGAAACUCCAGGACGAUCCUGAAGAGACGCACCAUUAAAAAACCAUGGAUGGAUGUGCUCAAUAAGUAGGAUUUUUAGGAUCUAUGCAGCAGAGAUCAGCAGGAUAGCUUUCCUGGACGGAUCGAAUCGAGUCGACGACAAACCGAAGCAUCAAAUGUGCAAUUUCUGACGAGAACAGUACCUGAAAUCUUUGAAGAAACUAUAAUUUUGGUCAACUUUGGAGAAACAAAGACAUUUCUUUGUGAUGAUCAGAACCGAUUUUAUCUUCGUUAAGACUUCGACUCUUCCUUCUUUCAUGUCAUGUCACAGUGAAGCAGAAACCGAUUCACAUUAGAUAACUCCACAGUGGAUUCAAUGAGUCCAUAGGGACGGAUCUCCAAUAAACUGCUUCAACAGUUUUUGCUGGAACCAAACGUUUCAACAGGACGUGUUAAACAUUUGGGUCAACUCUCAGCUGUGGUGUAAGAUAACAUCUCAGCCUUUUAUGGAGCCAAUGUCUAUACAGCAGUUGAAGUGAGGGAGAAACACUGAGGACGGUGCCAGCUUCUGCAUACAUGGAACAUGAAGACUAAAAGUGAGAAACCCAAUCAAUAACCAGCAGAACGGAAGCUGGCACAGGGUUAAAACGUCUUGUUUUUUUUUUUACUUGGCAAGGUAUAAAUCAAAAAGUAAUGUUUGUUCAGUAAUAGAAACAUAAGGGUUUCUUUACAGGGUUUGAGAUUGAAAUUUCUUUGUCCAGACUGAUGCGUUUAAGGAGAAACGACAUUGAAAUGAUGGUUUUUCAAAAAUAAAGUUUGGUCUCAAGUACAAAAGGAGUUUAUACAAAUACACCCUUAUGUGUUUGAAGCUAAAUGACCCCCUAAAUCAGGGGUAUUAAACUCACUCGCACAGGGGGUCAAAAUCCAAAACAAACCUUAGGUCACGGACCGAACAGGAGAAAUAUUUAUUGAACACACUAAAACUACAUUUUUAAAACUUUAAAAGAUGACCAGACCUCUGGACCAGGCCUUUACCGAUACCCUAACCCUAGUCUGGUCCACGUCUGAUACAGCAUCCAGAAACAGUAUUAAUCCAUGUCCGGUAUUGGGUUAAGGUUAGGGUUAGGAUACUGGUGUGGUCCACGUCCCGGUACCGGACUGGUACCGUUUUUUGGCCAUGAUUUAAUUGGACAUAAAAAAAAAGAACGAGUUGGGGACACCUAAAAUGUACAUUUUUGACGUGGAGGGGUCCUAAGCCAUGCGUCAAUAUGUGAUGAUUUGGGAAUGAAUGUGUUUCAACAUGGUACCAGCACAAGAUAACAUCGGGCCAUUAUUAAUAAAAGUACAAAAAGAUCCGGCGGGCCGCAUAUGAUCCCCCAGCGGGCCGGAUCCAACCCCUGAGCCUUGACUUUGUCACAUGAUGUGCCCUAUUGGAACACUAAAAUCUAAAGGUCUUAGGUGAAAAAAAAUGAAAGUUAUAGUUUCCAUGUGGAAAUCCACAAAUUGGCAGUGUUUUUUUUCAGUAUAUUAUUAGGAUUUUUCUUUUUUAGAAAUGUUAUCAAUUGAAGAGUAUACUGCACUUAUGAUACGUUUAUGCAUAAGAAAGCCCAGAUCUGCAUUCAUGCAUCUCUAGCAGAUGAGAUGAUUAGAAAUGACUCUUGAGCACAAAUGAUGAUUCUAUUGACCUAAACUGUCAGGUGUUAUUAGCCAGAGAAGUAAGAUCUUCAAACAAGUAUUAGUGCAGAUAUGAUUUGAUCGGGGAUAGAAAGAUUUUAAUGAGCCAAAAAAAGAACUCAAACAUGAUUCACUUGCAACAGUUUCACAAAUAUCCUGCAUGAUUUUCUGAUAGAGUGAAAAAUGAAGAAUUACCUGCUAUUUAAUGCAGUUUUUAGCGUGCAUUAAAUAGCAGAAACACUGUUAGAAAUAUUGAGGAGAUAACUGACGGUGUUGAGCAGUGAUUGGUCCGAGUUGGUUUUGGAGUCAAUGUUUCUAUGGCAACCACUCUCACCAAGCUUGUUGGAAGGCCACACCCCUUUCACUUGGAAACGGGCUACACAACAUCUAUUAAUCAAAUACUUUAAAUAAUGGAGGUAGGCUCCACCUACUUUAUGGAGGCAUCUGAUUGGUCCGUUUUUGUAACUUGAAUUACAGUAACAAAUGUAAUGAAAAAAAAAGGUAGGAUUAUCGAGAACGUGUUAACAAAAGAUAGUAGAGACAAACAUACUGACUGAGUAAUAACUGUGUAUUUCUCUAUAGAAGUCGAUGGGAUUUUGGCUUCCUGGAACCAGCAGGAACUUCCUGUUUGAAACACCUGGGGGAGGAGUCACUCAGUCCAGUUCUAAUUUAAAGUAGAUACCAAACUUUCUGAUUCUCCUAAACUCUAACAAAUUGUCAUAUAUUUAGUCAUUUUAAGCGUGUAGAUAAAGUUGUGCCUGUGCGCUCUCCACCUGGAAGUUUGAAUUUUCAGUCCAGUCUGUCUGUGUCGGCCAUUUUUCUUAUGACGGUCUUUGGUCCUCACUUCACUCCUGACGUUCAUCAUGUGAUCAUAUGUUCUCCUCUGAUUUACGACGCACAAACAGGAGCGUUUGAAGGGCAGCUCAAGUCCAAACUGGAUCUAAAUGUGAAUGUUUGCAAGAAGGAGUUGGAGGUUUAAAAGGUCUUUAAGGUUGAUAACGAUGUGUUUUUGAUCACUUAGAACUCAUAAUGUGAAAAACUCAGUUUUCUUCUGUCUAGAAUCCUUUUCCUUGUCUUGAAGUGAAUUUUGAAUGUCCCAUCUGAGUGGAGCUGUCAUGUCAGACUGGAACGGCUGUUCCUGCUGGUAUGAAAGCUUUUCUGUGUCCGAGGCGUUCUGGGAGCAGCUGUCGUACUGACACUGGAGAGCAGUGAGCGCUUCCUCCUGCUCCGAAGCACAAAACCAUCCAACUGGAAAAAAGCUGGAAUUUCAAAACCGUGUGAUUAAGCUAAACAUAUCGGAUCUGAUGUAUUCCUUUUGUUAUUUCUUCUUUUAUGUUGCUGGAUUCAUUUGAUUUUUUUAUAUAUAUAUUUAUUGCUGUUUUGCAACACUGCUGAAUUGUGUUUUUUUUCACUUUUCUAAAUUAAUGAUAAAUUGAAUUUGAUUGUAACACUGGCCUGCUGCAUUUUUUUGCUUGUUUACUUUUUUCCUGAGAUGAUUGUCAAAUAAAUCCUUCAGAUGAAAGCAGUUUGUAGCAUCAAAUGUUGAAAUAAAACAAAUCUGCUGUAAUGAA